CUUCAUUGCUGCGGUAGUGCAGUGGGUUAAACCAGGAGCCCUCAAACUUUUUAAGCAGAGGGCCGGUCCACAAUCCCUCAGUGUUGGGGGCGGACUAUAGUUUGAAAAAAAAACCCAAACAAAUUCCUACGCACACUAUACAUGUUUUAUUUGGAGUGCAAAAAACCCCCCACAAAAAAUGCAAUAUUAAAAAAUAAGAACAAUUUUAACUAAAAUAAACCUACAGUAGAGUCUUGCUUAUCCAACAUAAAGGGGCUGGAAGAACGUUUGAUAAUAAGGAGGGGUUAAGGAAAAGCCUAUUAAACAUCAAAUUAGGUUAUGAUUUUACAAAUUAAGCACCAAAACAUCAUGUUGUACAACAAAUUUGACAGAAAAAGUAGUUCAAUACGCAAUAAUAUUAUGUUGUGUAAUUACUGUAUUUACGAAUUUAGCACCAAAAUAUUAUGAUAUACUGAAAACAUUGACUACAAAAAUGGCUUGGAUAAUCCAGAAGCUUGGAUAAGCGAGACUUGGAUAAGAGAGACUCUACUGUAUAUUGAAAACAUUGACUAAAAAAAAACAUUGGCUACUAACAAAUUGACUACAAGAAAAGAUAGAAUUGCGUAAAAUGAACUUGCAGUAACAACUGUCGAAAAUUAAAUCUGUAAAAAGUUAAGUCCUUGCUGCUUAGAGAUCUGAGCGGGAGACUGUGUUGGAUAAUCCAGAAACUUGGAUAAGCGAGUCUUGGAUAAGUGAGACUAUGUUUAAGGUACCUCACAACCUCUGAAGAUGCCUGCCAUAGAUGUGGGUGAUGGCCUUCUGGAACAUGGCCAUGCAGCCUGGAAAACACACAACAACCCAAUAAUAAUAAAAAGGUGUUGUCGAAGGCUUUCAUGGCCGGGAUCACAGGGUUGUUGUAUGUCUUUCGAGCUGUGUGGCCAUGUUCCAGAAGUAUUCCCUCCUGACCUCUGAGGAUGCCUGCCAUAGAUGUGGGCGAAACGUCAGGAGAGAAUACUUCUGGAACAUGGCCACAUAGCCCGAAAGACAUACAACAACCCAAUAAAUAAAAAGGUGUUGUGACUUUGAGAGUGAUGAUCCCUUAUUUAGGAGGUUAUUUGCUUAAGCCGUAAUGAUAUUUGGGUCAACUUUCUGCAUACUUCCAGGUGCAUCCUGUCUACAUAGAACUAUGUUUCAUCCACACUUAUUGAUGCAAGUGCAUCUUUUCUAUGGCCAUUAUUUUGAUAGGAAUAGUGACCUAGUCUAUGCAGUGAAUUACGUAUUAUUAUUUUGCAGCAAAGCAAUGAUUGGGUCUGUGUUUUAAAACCUGAACGUAUUUCACAUAGCAAUAACUCUGGAACGAUUCCAAAGAUUAGAAGUCAAAAAUCUAGAUCCGAUUGCUGCCAAUAAGCUUGCUUUCUUCUCUUGUGCAAAUCAGCUGCCCUCUAGUGCCGUUGACUGGGUCCUACAAUGGACAUUUGACCAUCACCCUCCAUGUCACAACCGUGUUCUUUAUAGGCAGAAUUAUCUCUGCAUUAACAGAUAACCUUUUCUGCCUCUUGUUACAAGGCAUAUAAAGCACUGUGUGUAUAUAUUUUUUCUGCUGUCAUUGGCUUUCAGCUAUGAGUCCUGACUAUAUUGCUCAAGCGAGUAAAAUUCUGUAGCAGAAAUGGGCAUAAAUUGGAAUAGAAAUACACAAAAACCAGUUGCAGAACAUAUUGAUCUUCCUGGACAUUCAAUCUAAAUGCUACAAAACGCAUUGUAUAUUGUGUGAUACUAUAAUUGUCAUCAUUUUUUGAAUACAGCCAGCAUGGUUUGAGUAUUGGACUUGAAUUUGAAUCUCACUUGCGAUGAGUGAGCUUGGGAAAGUCACACUCUCUCAGCCUCAGAGGAAGUCAAUGGCAAUAUGAAGACCAUAAAACUAUUAAACAUCAGUAUUAAAUAUGAUUCAGAUUAAAUCCAUAAAAUAUCAAAUAUUAAAACUAUUAAACAUCAUUAGCAUUAAAACAAUGCAGAUUAAAUCCAUAAAAACAUCAAAUAUUAAAACUUAAACAUCAUUAGCAUUGAAACAAUUCAGAUUAAAUCCAUAAAAACAUCAAAUAUUUAAAACUAUUAAACAUCACUAGCAUUAAAAACAAUUCAGAUUAAAUCCAUAAAAACAUCAAAUAUGAAAACUAUUAAACAUCAUUAGCAUUAAAAACAAUUCAGAUUAAAUCCAUAAAAUAUCAAAUAUGAAAACUAUUAUGCAUCAUUAGCAUGAAAAACAAUUCUGAUUAAAUCCAUAAAGAUAUCAAAAUAUAAGUAGUUUUUAUUGAGGUUUUAAGUAAAGUAUACAUCGAAAGUGUGAACAUAAUUUUUCAUAGAAAAUGAGGGAAAGUGAAGGGACAAAAGAUAAAAGACAAAAAAGAUAAAAAAGUAAAGAGAAAAAGUUCUAGGUAUAAAAUAUCAAAACUAUUAAACAUUAGCAUUUAAAACCAUUCAGAUUAAAUCCAUAAAAACAUCAAAAUAUGAAAACUACGGUAUUAUGCAUCAUUAGCAUUAAAAACAAUUCAGAUUAAAUAAAAAAAUCAAAAUAUUAAAACUAUUAUGCAUCGUUAGCAUUAAAAAUUCAGAUUAAAUGAAAAAAAUCAAAAUAUUAAAACUAUUAUGCAUCAUUAGCAUUAAAGCAAUUCAGAUUAAAUAAAAAAUCAAAAUAUUAAAACUGUUAUGCAUCAUUAGCAUUAAAAACAAUUCAGAUUAAAUCCAGAAAAACAUCAAAAUAUCAAAACUAUUAUGUAUCGUUAGCAUUAAAAACAAUGUUGAUUAAAUCCAGAAAAGCAUUUAAAAAACCACUCAGUGAUAAAACUACAAUGAUAUGCUCAACUUGCAAAGAUAUUUGUGGUUAUGUCUAUUGAAAUGUCUCUAAAACCUUGCACAAAAUUGUUCUGUAGAAUGAAUGCAGCCUGACUCCACUUUUCCAAGGCCAUGGCAUCCUGGGAGUUGUAGUUUGCCCUUUCCUUGGGCAGAAAAGGCUCCAGGCUUUGCAAAAUGAUUAUCGUGGUGAUUGCAAAGCAUUGAGCUAAAGCAGUGUAGAUGAUGCACCUUUAGGCCCGGGCAAGUCCCGCCCCCUUCCUGCCUCUGGACCAAUGGCUGCUCAGAGCUCCUCCUCUGUCCCCGCCCACUUCUGAGCCUGCGCCUUUCUAUCUGGCGAGGAAGAGGAAGGAGAAGGGAAGGAGGAAGGAGCCCAGGCAAAGAUGCCUUGAAAAAGACCGGGACGGAAACGGAUUUUUUUCGACGGAACGCCAGGUGUUGUUUCAAUCCGGAUAGCUUCCCCGUUUUCCCACCGGCCAUGUCCCGAACCUGGAUUUGAAACCCGUAGUAUUGGGAGAUCAUGGAGGCCGCCGACGUGCCGGUGGGGAAUCUCAUUGACUUUGAUUCGGAGCCGUCCUCGAUGUCCGAACCCGUCUCCAACGCGCCUCCGUCCGCCAACGGUAACGGGUUGCUGGACCCCAUGAAGGACGAGGAGGAGGAGGACGUGGCCGAAGAGGAGAGCGACGCCACGGAGUCGGCCGACAGCGAGAACGACACCACGGACUCCCCCAGACACCACAGCUGGAACAACCACCGCCGGUCCUCCUCGGAGUCCUAUUCGUCCAACCAGAGCACCGAGUCCGCCAAGGACGAGGCCACGGCCGAGCAGCGAGAGUUCAUCCGGCAAUACGUGGAGAAGCUCUUCGCCGGAGGGGAGGAGUUUGACCAGGAGGAGAAGGCCAGGUUUGGGGAGCUCUGCAGUGGGGAGAACGCCAAAGGCCGGGAGUGGUUUGCCCGAUACGUGAGCGCCCAGCGCUGCAAUUCCAAGUGCGUUUCGGAGCAGACGUUCUACCGGCUCGUUCAGUCCUUUGCAGUGGUGCUCUUUGAGUGCUUCCAAAUGGACGACUUCAGCCCAGCCAAGAACCUGAUGACCAUGUGCUUUACUUAUUAUUACAUUGGGAAGCCGCAAGCCCUGCCUCCCGAAUCCAAGGAGAAGGCGUCCGGCAGCAUGGACUCCUACCUGAAGUCGGCCAACACCUGGCUGGCGGAGAAGAAGGACAUCGCGGAGCGGCUCCUGAAGAACACCUCGGCCAAAACCGAGAACGUCAAGGGCUUCUUCGGGAGCUUCGAGAGCAAGAUGAAGGGCCCCGUCCACAAGAAAAGCGAGGAUGGCGAAGAGAAACCACGGGAAAGGAUCCAGAAGUCGUUUUCCCUGUACAGUCCUGAGGAGGAAGAGGAGAAAACGGGGGAGAAGAUUUACUUGUAUAUGCACCUCAAGCAGCAGCCCAUCUGGCACACCUUGCGGUUCUGGAACGCGGCCUUUUUCGAUGCCGUCCAUUGCGAGCGGCGGAAGCGCUCCCCCACCACCAGAGGGAAGGCUGGAGAGGAAGAGGAAACGAGGGAGAAAUGGUGCCAUAUGACCCAAGAAGAACGGGACGACAGCCUCCGCUUUAAUGAGAAUAUCACUUUCGGGCAGUUGGGGACUUUCACUCACAACAUGCUGGCUUUUGGGCUGAACAAAAAGCUUUGCAACGAUUUUCUGAAGAAACAGGCUGUGAUCGGCAACCUGGAUGAAGAGCAAUUCAAGCUGCUCAGCGACCACAUUGAAGAAAUGGCUGCCGAAUAACGGAACGACGGGGAAAGUUGAGAGAGAAAAAGAAA
Molecule: messenger RNA, 4647 nt
Organism: Anolis carolinensis (green anole)
Lineage: Eukaryota; Metazoa; Chordata; Lepidosauria; Squamata; Anolidae
Product: KIAA0513 ortholog
Exons: 13
Coding region: 3347-4612 (421 amino acids)
Source: RefSeq, a predicted model, not a curated record